UCGAAACUCUUCACUGGACAACAAUGCAGAGAUCGCCCAUUGAAAAAGCCAAUGCCUUCUCGAAACUCUUCUUCAGAUGGCCAAGACCCAUUUUGACAAAAGGCUACAGACAGAAGCUGGAACUGUCAGACAUCUACCAGAUUCCUUCAUCUGACUCUGCAGACGAGCUUUCUGAGAUGUUAGAAAGAGAAUGGGAUAGAGAGUUAGCAACAUCAAAGAAAAAUCCCAAACUUGUCAAUGCACUUCGCCGAUGCUUUUUCUGGAGAUUUUUGUUUUAUGGAAUUCUGCUUUAUUUUGUGGAAUUCACUAAAGCUGUACAGCCUCUCUGUCUUGGACGAAUAAUAGCAUCAUAUAAUGUGAAAAAUACCUAUGAGCGUGAAAUAGCAUACUACCUUGCCUUAGGGCUCUGCCUGCUGUUUGUUGUGAGGACUCUCUUUCUACAUCCUGCUGUCUUUGGUCUCCAGCAUCUGGGAAUGAAGAUGAGAAUAGCACUGUUCAGUUUAAUUUAUAAAAAGAUCUUAAAAAUGUCAAGCAGAGUGCUAGAUAAAAUUGACACUGGACAGCUUGUUAGUCUUCUAUCCAACAAUCUCAACAAAUUUGAUGAGGGCUUAGCAGUUGUUCACUAUGUCUGGAUUGCACCAGUGCAAGUAGUUCUUUUAAUGGGAUUACUCUGGAAUGAACUGACUGAAUUUGCAUUUUGCGGAUUGGGAUUCCUAAUAAUGCUUGCCCUUUUCCAAGCCUGGCUGGGGAAGAAGAUGAUGCACUACAGAGACAAACGUGCAGGAAAAAUAAAUGAACGACUUGCAAUCACCUCUGAAAUUAUUGAUAAUAUCCAGUCAGUGAAGGUGUACUGCUGGGAAGAUGCUAUGGAAAAGAUUAUUGAUAAUAUAAGGCAGGUUGAACUAAAGCUGACCAGAAAAGUUGCCUACUGCAGAUACUUCAGUAGUUCAGCUUUCUUUUUCUCAGGCUUUUUUGUUGUGUUUCUGUCUGUGGUGCCUUAUGCUUUCACUCAUACCAUAAAACUGCGGAGGAUAUUCACCACCAUUUCAUACAACAUUGUCCUUCGUAUGACAGUCACCAGACAGUUUCCAUCUGCUAUACAAACGUGGUAUGAUUCUUUGGGAGCUAUACGUAAAAUACAGGACUUCCUACAUAAAGAUGAACACAAGACUGUGGAAUACAACUUAACAACAAAAGAGGUUGAGAUGAUAAAUGUGACAGCUUCUUGGGAUGAGGGAAUUGGAGAAUUGUUUGAAAAGGUAAAACAGAAUGACUCCGAGCGUAAGAUGGUGAAUGGGGACGAUGGACUGUUUUUCAGUAACUUCUCUCUGCACGUUACACCUGUCUUGAAAAACAUCAGCUUUAAGUUAGAGAAAGGAGAACUGCUGGCAGUGGCUGGAUCCACAGGAUCUGGAAAGAGCUCGCUUUUGAUGAUGAUAAUGGGAGAGUUGGAGCCAUCAGAGGGUAAAAUUAAACACAGUGGCAGAAUCUCCUUCUCACCCCAGGUGCCUUGGAUCAUGCCUGGAACUAUUAAGGAAAACAUCAUAUUUGGACUUUCAUAUGAUGAGUACAGAUAUACCAGUGUUAUCAAUGCAUGCCAGCUUGAAGAGGAUAUCACAGUGUUUCCUAACAAGGAUAAGACUGUUCUAGGAGAUGGAGGGAUUACUCUCAGUGGAGGUCAACGGGCAAGAAUCUCCUUGGCAAGAGCACUAUAUAAAGAUGCUGAUCUGUAUCUACUGGAUUCACCUUUCAGUCAUCUUGAUGUAACUACAGAAAAGGACAUAUUUGAAAGUUGUCUUUGUAAGCUGAUGGUUAACAAAAUUCGAAUCCUGGUGACUUCAAAGUUGGAACACUUGAAGAAGGCAGAUAAAAUUCUGCUCUUGCACGAGGGGCACUGCUAUUUCUACGGGACUUUUUCUGAGCUUCAGGGUGAAAAGCCUGACUUCAGUUCACAGCUGCUGGGUUCUGAGGGUUUCGAUAGCUUUAGCGCUGAAAGAAGAAGCUCAAUUCUCACUGAAACCCUUCGCCGGUGCUCUGUGUCCUCUGGAGAUGGGGCUGGUUUGGGAAGCUUCAACGAAACUCGAAAAGCAUCAUUUAAGCAGCCACCAACAGAAUUCAAUGAGAAAAGAAAAUCAUCACUUAUAAUCAAUCCAAUAACAUCCAACAAAAAAUUUUCCCUCGUACAAACAGCUAUGUCAUACCCUCAGGCGAAUGGUAUAGAAGAUGCUGUCAGUGAGCCAAGUGAAAGGCAUUUUUCUCUCAUUCCAGAAAAUGAACUGGGGGAACCCAUACAGCCCCGGAGUAAUAUAUUCAAAGGUGAGGUUCCAUUUCAGGCACACAGACGACAAUCUGUACUGGCACUCAUGACUAAGUCUUCAGCAUCUCCGAACAAGAUUCAUGCACGACGCAGCACUGUACGCAAAAUGUCUAUGGCUUCUCAAACCAACUAUACUUCUUCUGAGAUAGAUAUUUACUCAAGGCGCUUGUCUGAAGACGGAAGUUUCGAAAUUAGUGAAGAAAUAAAUGAAGAAGAUCUAAAGGAAUGUUUUGUUGAUGAAGAGGAAAUCCGUAAUGUUACCACCACAUGGAGCACUUACCUCAGAUAUGUUACAAUUAAUCGCAGCUUGGUUUUUGUCCUCAUCCUUUGCCUUGUUAUAUUUUUAGCAGAGGUGGCUGCCUCUUUGAUUGGACUUUGGAUAGUCAAUGGAUUAGCAGAAGACAAUGGCUCACAAACCAAUGCCUCCUCAACAGACCUCUCCCACCUUACUGUAUUUUCUAAAUUUAUUACCAAUGGCAGCUGUUAUUAUAUAUUUUACAUCUACGUGGGACUUGCAGACAGCUUCCUCGCACUCGGUGUUAUUCGAGGACUGCCUCUGGUCCACACUCUUGUUACAGUCUCCAAAGACCUGCAUAAACGAAUGUUGCACUCAGUUCUCCAAGCACCCAUGACUGUCUUCAACCAAAUGAAAGCAGGCAGAAUUCUAAAUCGAUUCAUCAAAGAUACUGCCAUAAUAGAUGACAUGUUGCCACUCACCGCCUUUGACUUUGUGCAGUUGAUACUAAUUGUUGUGGGGGCCAUCUGUGUGGUAUCUGUGCUACAACCCUACACUCUAUUGGCGGCAAUUCCAGUGGCAGUUAUUUUCAUCAUGUUGAGGGCCUACUUCCUGCGCACGUCACAGCAGCUCAAGCAACUGGAGUCUGAAGCUCGCAGCCCUAUUUUCAGCCAUCUCAUCACAUCCUUGAGAGGACUGUGGACAGUAAGAGCAUUUGGACGACAGUCUUACUUUGAAACACUUUUUCACAAGGCUCUGAACCUUCACACUGCAAACUGGUUUCUCUACCUCUCAACACUGCGUUGGUUCCAGAUGAGGAUUGAUAUUGUAUUUGUCCUCUUCUUUAUUGCAAUUACUUUUAUCUCCAUAGCAACACACAAUGUCGGGGAAGGAAAAGUUGGAAUUGUCCUCACCUUAGCCAUGAACAUCACAAGCACUCUGCAGUGGGCUGUCAAUUCAAGCAUAGACGUGGAUAGUCUGAUGAGGUCUGUAAGUCGUGUUUUUAAAUAUGUUGACAUACCCCCGGAAGGAUUUGAAACCAAGGACCAACAUAAUCUCAACAACCCCUCGGAUGUGCUUGUAAUUGAAAACAAGUACCUCACCAAUGAAUGGCCAUCUGGAGGCCAAAUGAUGGUGAAUAACCUCACAGCCAAGUAUACCAAUGAUGGGCGCCCAGUGCUGCAGGACCUUUCCUUCUCUGUAAAUGCAGGACAACGGGUUGGACUGCUGGGACGGACAGGUGCUGGAAAAAGCACAUUACUUUCUGCUUUUCUGCGUCUCUUGUCUACUGAAGGGGACAUCCUGAUUGAUGGGAUAUCCUGGAAUUCAGUCUCCUUGCAGAAGUGGAGAAAAGCAUUCGGCGUCAUUCCACAGAAAGUCUUUGUGUUCUCUGGGACUUUCCGGAAGAACUUGGAUCCUUAUGAACAGUGGAGUGAUGAGGAGAUCUGGAAUGUCACUGAAGAGGUUGGCUUGAAAUCAAUGAUUGAGCAAUUUCCAGAUAAUCUUAACUUUGUUUUGGUGGAUGGUGGCUAUAUUCUCAGCAAUGGCCACAAACAACUCAUGUGUUUGGCUCGAUCCAUUCUCAGCAAGGCCAAAAUCCUACUUCUGGAUGAACCUACUGCUCAUCUGGACCCUGUAACAUUCCAAAUUAUAAGGAAAACGCUUAAACAUACAUUUUCAAAUUGUACUGUUAUACUCUCAGAACACAGAGUGGAAGCUCUACUCGAGUGUCAGCAAUUUCUGGUAAUUGAAGGAUGUUCAGUUAAACAGUUUGAUGCUCUGCAGAAACUUUUAACUGAAGCAAGCCUUUUCAAGCAGGUUUUUGGACAUUUGGACCGUGCAAAGCUAUUUACCACUCACAGAAGGAACUCGAGCAAAAGGAAAACACGGCCAAAAAUAAGUGCCUUACAGGAAGAGGCAGAAGAAGACCUCCAAGAAACAAGGUUAUAAAGCUACAAAGAACAAAAUGCACAAAAUACUCAUGAGCAGUUCCCAACAAAGAACUGUGACAACUGUAUCUACAGCACAGAACUCUUCAUUACUCUUAGAAACUGCUAGCUAAAUAAAGGUACCCUGAUCAAGGCUUUUAUCCAACCUUCAAGUAUUCUGGGGUCAAGAGUGUAAUUACAUAUCUGGAUUGAAGUUAAUCCAUAUUAUAUACUGGAUGACUGCACAUGGAAC
Molecule: messenger RNA, 4733 nt
Organism: Carcharodon carcharias (great white shark)
Lineage: Eukaryota; Metazoa; Chordata; Chondrichthyes; Lamniformes; Lamnidae
Gene: cftr
Product: CF transmembrane conductance regulator
Exons: 27
Coding region: 24-4502 (1492 amino acids)
Biological process (GO): chloride transmembrane transport; bicarbonate transport
Cellular component (GO): plasma membrane; apical plasma membrane; cytosol
Molecular function (GO): chloride channel activity; ABC-type transporter activity; ATP hydrolysis activity
Source: RefSeq, a predicted model, not a curated record